Molecule: messenger RNA, 4078 nt
Organism: Rhinichthys klamathensis goyatoka
Lineage: Eukaryota; Metazoa; Chordata; Actinopteri; Cypriniformes; Leuciscidae
Gene: lingo3a
Product: leucine rich repeat and Ig domain containing 3a
Exons: 3
Coding region: 517-2334 (605 amino acids)
Molecular function (GO): protein binding
Source: RefSeq, a predicted model, not a curated record
AUGAAAAAAACUCAAAACAUGAGAUAGAUAAAAGGAUGAAAGGAUUGCGCAUUAAGAGGGUCACAUGUCUGCUAAAAUUAUAUGAUUCCAGCUGCUUGUCUUUGCUUGAGUAUUCAAGCCCUCGUGGACAUGGGGAGCUUUCGGUGAGGGACUGAGUUGUGAAGUCAAGGAAAGCCACACAUCAUCCCUCCUGUCACUGGAGCAAUGUGUACGGAGAACCUCAUGACUACCGGCUGGCAACAGUAGAAGACAAAAGAACGAUCCAGUGGAGAGAAGAGGGACGAUCCGGUUGGGAUCUUGGAAUCUGAUGCUGCAGUCAGGAGCAUCUGCAAGCUUAAUUGUGCGACUCAACCCGUGCAGCUGUGCACAGCACACACGCCGAAGCUGAGAGGGACAGCCGAAACCAAGGAUAGACGCGUACGCCGAGCUGACAGGGCUGGCUGAUGUGGACCUACAACCUGUCAAGUUCUGGGUGUGAGGUGCAGUGAUUCAGCCCCUGUAAGGUAGGGAAGGGGCAUGGCGGGUUGUCCAUGCCUGAGCUUACCGGGGCUGCUUGUGCUCCUGACCGCUGCAUCCAUAACACAUGGUCAGAGCUGCCCACAGCGCUGUGACUGCAUCUCUCAUCAGAGAGCUGUGAUGUGCCAGAACAAGCGCCUGGGAUCUAUUCCUGGGGGCAUCCCGGCUGACACACAGCUCCUGGAUCUGAGCUGCAACAGUUUACGCUGGGUGGAAUACAAUGAAUUGGCGACUCUCUCGAGACUUGAGGAGCUAGACUUGAGUGAGAAUCUCAUCAGCGUAUUGGAGCCUAAUGCCUUCUCCAGCUUGCUUAAUCUUAGAGUGUUGCGUCUGCGAGCCAACCAGCUUAAACUCGUGCCCAUGGGUGCCUUUUCACGUCUCACCAACCUCACCACUCUGGACCUAAGUGGGAAUAAACUGGUCAUUCUGUUAGACUUCACCUUCCAGGAUUUGAGGAACCUCCGCAAUUUAGAAGUUGGUGAUAAUGACCUGGUGUACAUUUCAAACAAGGCUUUCCUGGGAUUGGUGGGACUCCGGGAGCUAACCAUCGAGAGGUGCAAUCUGACUUCUAUAACUGGACAAUCUCUUUCCUACCUUCGAGGCUUGGUGACUCUUCGAUUACGCUACCUCAGUAUCUCUUCCCUGGAAGAGCAGAACUUUCGCAAACUGGGUGGACUGCGGGCUCUUGAGAUUGACCAUUGGCCCUUCCUUGAGUACAUCUCUCCGCACAGCUUCCAAGGUCUCAACCUGUCUUGGCUCUCGAUUACCAAUACCAACAUUUCCACCGUGCCUACGGGUGCUCUUCGCAACCUAAUUCACUUGGCUAGCCUCAAUCUGUCUUACAACCCCAUCUCGGUUCUCGAGUCCUGGGCCUUGAGGGACCUUGUCCGCUUGAAAGAACUGCACCUAGUUGGUACCAACUUGAUAUCAGUGCAGCCCUAUGGUCUUGGAGGCCUGCAACAGAUACGGUUGCUCAACUUGUCGAACAAUGGGUUGGUGACCUUGGAGGAGGGAUCCUUCCACUCAGUCAAUACACUGGAGACGUUACGUGUAGAUGGGAACCCUUUGUCCUGUGACUGCCGCCUACUGUGGAUCCUGCAGCGCCGUAAGACCCUCAACUUCAAUGGAAAGUCGCCCGUUUGCGCUACACCCUUGGAAGUGCGAGGAAAAGCACUUAGUAUCUUUUCGGACUCUGCACUCUUUGACCAUUUCACUUGUCAGCGGCCCAAAAUUCGUAACCGCAAGCUGCAACAGAUGACGGCACGUGAAGGCCAGGUAGUAUCGUUUGUAUGUAGAGCAGAUGGAGACCCAACUCCAGUCAUCUUUUGGAUUUCACCUCAGCGCCGACGUAUCACCACCAAGAGUACUGGGAGAAUCAUUGUCCUGCCUGAAGGUACGUUGGAGAUCCGUUACGCCCAGGUAACAGACAGCGGCACUUACAUCUGCAUAGCAAGCAAUGCUGGUGGCAACGAUACCUACUUUGCCACCCUGACAGUCAGUGGAUUGCCACUGGAUGGUUCUCUGGCAGCGAAUCGCACCUACUACGUGGGUGAUCUCAAUGACACUAACUUAAAUGACACACGUGUCUUCCUGAAGUUCACAUUGGAUCUCAAGACCAUCCUGGUGUCCACAGCAAUGGGUUGUAUUAUGUUUUUGGGUGUUGUGCUUUUCUGUUUCAUUCUCUUGUUUGUGUGGAGCCGAGGACGAGGUCAACACAAGAACAAUUUCUCAGUAGAGUAUUCAUUCAGAAAGGUAGAUGGUCCUGCUGCCAGUGGGGGUCAAGGAGGAGCACGAAAGUUUAACAUGAAGAUGAUAUAAAUUGGACACAGUUUGAAGGGGUAAAGCGCACAUUAUUGUUAUUUCAAACUGGAAUAUAUUUCUAAUACCAGUCCUGCGUAUAGCUAUAAGUCCAGAUUUGAAGACACAGAGGGUUUUAAUGGGAGUAAUGUAAUUACUGAGAGGUACUUUCCAUCAGGAGUUAUUUAUAAUCUAACAUUACUUUUGGGGUCUUGGGACAUUUUACACAAUUAUUAAGACAUUUAUGAUGAAUUGCAUCUGUGUGGGGUUGGCUGGCAUUAGGACUCAUUUUGAACUUUUUUCAUGUGAGAAGGCCAAGCUUGUAGUAAUGUGUAAUGACUAUUAAAAAAAAUGUAUUUCCUACAGAAUGAAAAGAGAGUUUGUGUGCUCUUAAUAUUUCGGAGGUUAUUGUGGGAUUUAGUAAUAUUUUUAAUUUAGUAAUAGUUAUGAUUAUUAAAUGGGUGCUUUCUGCUUGCCAAGAAAUUGCCAAGUCCCUCCAAAGUUACAAAAAAAAGGUACAUUAUUGCAUUUUGCCUAAGCAAUUCAAUUUAAGUGUCCAAUGGUCUGUAGGCAUGAGCAUAUAUUUCACACUGCCAAUGAAACAAGGAUUUGUUGUUGAAAUAGCUUCAAAUCUUAACCUGUUAACCACAGGGUUGCUAGAAGACUGUUUAAAGAAUUAAAACGGUUUAAUUAAAUCUUACUUAGUUGAUUUUAUUUGCUCUGGAUAAUGAGGCCUGAUAACGACUGCUUCUAUAUUACACUGCCACCUACUUCUGAGUCAUGCCGCAUAAAGUUAAACACGCGCACACACACAUACAAAGGUACUGUAGUUACAAAAUAAAAAGCACAUUGUAUUUAUAAAGCAUUACAUAUUUAUCAGCUAAACACCAAUAGCCUCAGUAUCUACACUGGGUUGAAGACAUUUUGUAUCUUAUUGUAUAUAUUGAUGUUUUGUGUGUACAUUUUGGUGCCCUGUUUUCAUUGUCAAAUUAAUGUGAAAUACUUUUAUUCAAUAUAACAUGUUCUUAAAUGAAUCAAAGAUGAUGUGUGAAAAACUCUUUAAAAGAAAUCUGAGCAUUUUAUUACUGGUGGUGACGAUAUACGUUGUCUAUAUGCCUCUUCUAUGUAAAGUGUGUAAAAGGGAAUGUCAAUCUCAUGAAUUGUUUCAUGUUAUUUUGCAUGAGUACAAAGUGGGAAACAAUACAAUCAAAGAUAGCUUUUUCUGUAUAAGUCACUGAUCCUUUGAUCCAUCAUGGAGUUCUUAUGCUUAUAUUGUCUGUUUAUAAAUGGUAUUUUUGAGGCGUUGGACACAACAUUUUCCCUGCUCAAGUGCUGCCGCUUAAAAUGAAACAGGAAGGCACUUUACAAAGCUGUUCUGCUGCCCCCUAAUGUUAAAUUAUGUCCGUUUAAAGAACACAGGGUAUCAGGCUCAACCUUAUUGCCUUCUAUUGGUCAAUCUAAGCUUAGAAGAAUUCGAUCAUCAGAUCUGUUUGAGCAGAUCAAAUACGCUCUGUCUUAUUUUAAGCAGCAUUGUACAUUGCAAAACCGCCAUAAUUUGUCAUCAACUACUGUAAAACUUAUUAAACUAAGCUUUUUUAAAUAUUUUUUGUAAAAAAAGUCAUUUUACAGUUUUGUUUUAAUGUAAAAUAAAUGGGGAUCCACAACAUUUUUAUGUUCUAAAUGUUUUUAUUCUUAAAUAUGUUAAGAAUAUUGUUCUUAUAUUGUACUAAUAAGAAAUAUGCUGUUUAUAAAAGCAUGUAUCUAA